CUGUCGUUGCCUUUGGCUAGUGCAAUUACCAAAGCUAUAUUAUAUAUCACUCAAAAAGUUUUAUAAGACCGUAUUGUAAAACUUAAUAGUUUGAAUGAUUUGUGAUUCUGCGGAAUAUAUCUCAUUAUUUUACGGUGCAUAUAACAUGAACAUAGGGGGUGAAUCACAUUAGAUAGACCAUCACCAGAUAUAAGGAAAAAAAUCGGACUGAAAAAUAGAAAAAUUGAAGUGCCAGAAGCGAUUUGAAGCACACACUAACUAAUCGCACACGUUACAGUAUAACAAAUAGUUUACAGAUCUGACUUAUACGAGACGAGAUUUUACAAGUAUAUAAGAGUUAUGGCCGAGGAUACGUUUGUCCACAAUAAAUUAAAAAUAUUAACGAACGAUGCACUUGGCAGGCACUUAGUGACCGAGGAAGCGAUAAAGAAGGGAGAACGAUUAAUACUCGAUCCUGCUCUUGUAAUUGGCCCCCAUGUAAUAUCCGGCCCAGUAUGUCUCAAUUGCUGGACGCCUGUGCCUCCUGCUUCCUUCUGUCGGCGUUGUAGCAGAUGCGAUAUUGCCCCUUUGUGUUCUUCUUGCUUCGAGAUGGUUCCCAACGAUCAAGUUAAAGAUGACAACCAAAAUAUAAGACAUAAUCUUCAGGAGUGCAAUGCUUUUCAGAAAUCUACCCUUAACCACAACACUUUGAUAAAUAAUUUGCACGUCGUGAUGCCGCUCAGAUGCUUGCUGCUGAGUGAGCAGAAGCUACAAGAAGUGAUGAAGAUGGAAGCGCACCAGGAGAAAAGAAGGAACAAGGCAAUUUGGCAUUUAUAUAGAGCAGUAGUAAUCAAGGCAUUGUACGAUUUUGGAUUGGUCGACCCGGAGAAAUGGAACGAAGAGUCAUUGCAGCGGCUUUGUGGAAUUCUGGACGUAAACACUUUCGAAAUUCGAUGUCCAGCUGGGACAUCCUCUACCGCCAGAGCCCUAUUUCCGUUGGCGUCUCUGAUGUCUCACGAUUGUACUCCAAAUGCCCAUAUUACGUUAGACAAAAAGCAUCACAUUCGCUCUUUUGCCUCACGCGAUAUUGCAGAAGGGACUACAAUCUGCUGCACUUAUACCAGCAUCAUGCAGCCUACAUGGAGAAGAAGAGAGCAUUUACGUGAAGGGAAAUAUUUCGAGUGCAUGUGUGAACGCUGCAAAGACGCAACGGAGUUUGGAACACAUUUGCAAUCCCUCAUAUGCACCGGUUGUUCCGGGCAGGUCAUUCCAACAAAUCCCACUUCACCAGACCCAUGGUCUAGUGGCAAUUCCUGGUCGUGUUUAAGUUGCAAUAAAAGUUAUGAAGCAACAUCUAUCAAAGCCUUGCUCGAUGCUUUCGAGGCCAGAAUAGCUAUUACAGACAAAACCAACGAAGAAGCUCUUGAAACUCUUCUCUCGAGUAUGUGCCAAACUUUGACACCACACCAUUAUCUGAUGUUAGAUGUAAAGCAGACGCUGGCUGCUUUGUUACGUGACAAAUAUACUGACGCAGAUGAUGCCCCCAUUGAUGCAUUACGCCGAAAAACCAGCUUAUGCUCAGAGUUGGUGAAUGUUUUAGAAACACUGGAACCGGGUUUAUCUCGCCUGACAGGAAUAGCUUAUUACGAAUUAUUCGUCGCCACAAGUCAGCAGGCCAACUGCGAGCUAGUGACUGAAUCCAUAUCCUCUGAAGAGUUCCUAAGUCGUAUAAAAUCAGCUGAAGGCAUGUUAAGAUCAGCAAUCAAUCUUUUAAUAUACGAACCGGACAAUACACCAGAGGGAGCUCUAGUCAAGGCUGCAUUCCAGGACUUGCAUUUAAUAAAGAAUGCGCCAUAUUUGUUUGAAGAUGGUCAUCCUCCCAAAAUCCAAAAACCGAGGUUCUCAUCUUUUGGCCGAUUCUGAAUUCGUAUUGUUGAACCCACGAACAAAAUUUUAUAGAACGCAUUUUAAAAUAAUGUAUUCCAUGGGUUAUUUUAGGUUAACAUUUUUUUACGUCGAAAACUAUAUAUGGAUCGUUCAACCU
Molecule: messenger RNA, 2023 nt
Organism: Ctenocephalides felis (cat flea)
Lineage: Eukaryota; Metazoa; Arthropoda; Insecta; Siphonaptera; Pulicidae
Product: SET domain-containing protein SmydA-8-like
Exons: 12
Coding region: 340-1902 (520 amino acids)
Molecular function (GO): protein binding
Source: RefSeq, a predicted model, not a curated record